Molecule: messenger RNA, 2561 nt
Organism: Aplysia californica (California sea hare)
Lineage: Eukaryota; Metazoa; Mollusca; Gastropoda; Aplysiida; Aplysiidae
Product: dynein regulatory complex subunit 5
Exons: 6
Coding region: 96-1718 (540 amino acids)
Molecular function (GO): protein binding
Source: RefSeq, a predicted model, not a curated record
ACCUUGUGAGUUUCCGGAAGUUAGAGUAUCUAUGGUGACGCUUACUGUGGUAAAGUUCGCUGUUGCUGCGAUUGAGAGAGCUUGAUACAGAUAUCAUGUCGGAACCGCAAGAAGAUGCAGCUCCUGCUGCAGCUUCAGAGGGUGGAGAAGAAAAGCCAGGAAGCAGAGCAGAAGGAGCACAAGAAGAUGGCAAAAGUGGAACAGGGAAAUCACAGGGCAACUCAAAGCAGCCAUCGAGAUCUCCAUCUGUCACAUCGGAGAAAAGUCAAGACAAUGCUAAGAAAGGGAUGGAUGAAAUUGAGCCUGAUGAAAAUGCUCAGGAUAACAAGGUUGGAGAUUGGAGGAAUAUGAGGCGAAUAAUUGCAGAGGAUCCUGAAUGGUCGCUUGCUACUGUCCCUCUUCUAAACGAACUGGUUGUCAAACACAUUGUAGCAAAUUUUGAAAAUAAUUCAAACGUAUUGAAGGAUCUGCUCACAAAGCACCAAAAGAAAGUCUUGGAGAAGAUUUCCACUGACUUACCCUUGAAAGUGACAGCUUUACUCGUUGACGAUGAGGGAUUUUGGCAAAGGUGUUGCAAAGCCCGUUGGGAAAUUUGUGAUGUUUCAGCAUAUGGCCAGAGUUGGAAAAGAAUGUACUUUGAGAAGAAUUUACAACAGAUUAUUGAGCUGUUUGUUCCGGAGACAACAGACCCAGCUCAGCUAGAUGAAACCCUAGCUCUGUCUGCAAAUUUCAUUAAAAAACUGGAUAUCCGCCAGCUCCUCCCGCCUGUGAGGGAGGCUCCAAAGGGCCCAGAUUUUGAUGAUGUUUCUGAUGCAGGAAGUGAUACUGGUGAUGAGCCAGAAUGUGAUCAUUUCAACUUUGGGCCUGUCCUAAAGCAGCUUCCUUACCUGGAAGAACUCCACCUCACAUAUGGUGUAAGAGACUGUGGCAUGAACUUUGAGUGGAGUUUGUUUCAGUUCACAGCUAGAGACUGUCUUCAACUUUCACAGUGUGUUGCUGCAUGCAAAACUUUGAAAGUGUUCAGACUUCAUCGCAGCAAGGUUGAUGAUGACAAGGUAAGAGUUCUCAUAAGUCACAUACUGGAUCACCCUGGGAUGAUUGAGCUUGAUUUGUCUCACAACAUCAUCGGAGACCGAGGCGCCCGUGCAGUGGGUAAAUUCUUGAACAACCACAGCCAACUGGUGAAACUGAACCUGUGUGACAACCAGAUUAGAGUUCCAGGAGCUCAAGCCAUUGCUCAUGCCCUCACCAAAAAUAACUUGCUACAGUACUUGAAUCUGAGGCUGAAUCGUCUUGGUGACGAAGGGGGCCAAGCAAUCAGUAGAGCACUUUUGAAGAACAGGACCCUUGUGGAGAUUAACCUUGGAUCAAAUGACCUAGUUGAACCAACAGCUGCUAUUUUAUCUCAAGUUGUGAUGCAGAACCAAGUCCUCAGGUCCAUUGACUUGUCUUGCAACAGGCUUGGCCCAGAUGGAGGUAAACAACUGCAAGAAGGAAUGGAAGACAACACAACAAUUAUUCACAUGGACCUCAGACUGACAGAGUCCGGACAAGAGUCAGAAUAUUGUAUCAACCAGAUUCUGCACAGAAACCAGGAAGCUGACAGAGAACACAGGAUCAAAGACAGUGAGGCUGCCAAUGCUGUGUAUAAGAAGACAGCAAUAGAACCCCAAGCCGCCCAUCGCUAUCAGUUGCCUCCUACAGCGAUUAUUGCUUGAAUGUCCAGAAUAUUUAUUUGUGUAAUGAUUAGAGAGGUAAAGACAGAUAACACAUGAACAGAUGUAUAGAAUGAUCACGUGUAUUCACAAGAUAUAAGCAAACUGAGUUCGCCUCUUAUUAUUAAUUCUCUUGAUGUUAGAGUUUCCACUUGGGGUGGGGGAGGGAGGGGGGGUGGAAGAAGAAUGUGAAUCUUUUGUUGAACUAUCAUUCUUUUAAACUGUUCUUCAACACACUUAUAUUUUAAGAAAUUAAAAUAAUGUGUAUACUUUUAAAAUACGAUGUGAAUUCGUAUAGUCUAGCAGUCUUUUUGCCCUUCUUGUACAUUCUGUGCUGUGUAUUUUUUUUUUUUUAAUUUAUUUAAAAAAUCCUGAAGGGUUAAUUAAUUGAAAGAAUCUGAAAACUUAGUUAUUAUGUAUGCUCUAUGCUUUAAAAACAAACAAACAGGUAAACCCAGAGUCAUAAUAAAAAUGGACAUUCUAAACCUGAUAAUGCUGAACUAAGCUGAAUAAUGUGAUAUUAGAAAUUGUGUUGAUCUAUGUUUAUGUGGAUGGUAUUGGAACAAUAGGCUACACCUGUAUAUUUUAGAAAUUGACUCAACUGUGUCCAAUAGAAGGACGGGAGAGAUUGUUUGUACAGUAUAAAGUUGAAUUGAUUAAAGCCACUGAAAUUCUAUCAAGUCUUCGUGCCCUAACAAUAUGAGUUAUUCUACUGUAAAUAUACCCUCAGAGCCUAUACUUCAUUCCAUGGUUUUGUAACUCUUACUUUUUGUUAAUUAAGCGAAAAGGUAUGUGAAAAUAGUUUGCCUCAUAUGGAUGGUGAAAAUAAACUGUGCACUAUCAUUA